Messenger RNA from Dioscorea cayenensis subsp. rotundata (Guinea yam), 1062 nucleotides. Its product is annotated as tropinone reductase homolog At5g06060-like. Gene Ontology annotation, molecular function: oxidoreductase activity. The transcript has 5 exons. Lineage: Eukaryota; Viridiplantae; Streptophyta; Magnoliopsida; Dioscoreales; Dioscoreaceae. The record is from RefSeq and is a predicted model, not a curated record. Bases 87 to 887 code for a protein of 266 amino acids.
GGGGAAGGGUGAACCCUAUUCACAAAUACUACCCGCACAUAUACAUACACUAGAGACCCUUUACGUACACAGACAGUGAGAGAGAGAUGGAAGCUGGCGCAGUUAAUCAAAGAUGGUCUCUGAAGGGGAUGACUGCUCUAGUGACCGGAGGAACCAAAGGAAUAGGGAAGUCAGUGGUGGAGGAGUUGGCUGGCUUUGGAGCAGCAGUGCACACAUGCUCACGCAAUGAAGAAGAUCUGAAGGUGAGCUUGAAACUCUGGGCUGACAAAGGCUUCAAUGUCACAGGUUCCAUAUGUGAUGUUACUUCACGCGCUCAACGUGAGAAGCUCAUCGCUGAUGUCUCUACAAUCUUCAAAGGAAAGCUCAACAUCUUUGUGAAUAACGUAGGGACCGGGAUACCGAAAGCAACGGUUGAUAUUACAGAGGAGGAAGCGUCAUACAUCUGGUCCACUAACUUUGAGUCUGCUUUCCACCUUUGCCAGCUUUCACAUCCACUGUUGAAAACUUCUGGUUGUGCAAGUGUGGUGUUUGUCUCCUCUGUGUCCGGUGUCGUUGCCUGUCCCAGCGGCACCCCAUAUGCCACGACCAAAGGAGCAAUGAAUCAGUUAACAAGGAACUUAGCCUGCGAGUGGGCUAAGGACAACAUUCGCACAAACAGUGUGGCUCCGUGGUUCAUCAAAACAGUUCUAACUGAGCAAAUAAUCAAGGAUGAGGCUUUGAUGGUGAAGAUACGGGAACGAACACCGCUGCAGCGUGUUGGAAAGCCGGAGGAGGUGUCAUCGCUGAUUGCGUUUUUGUGUCUCCCGGCGGCUUCAUACAUCACCGGCCAGGUCAUAGCCGUUGAUGGUGGAAUAACCAUUAAUGGUUUCCAUAAUAUGCUUGACUAAUGUUGUUCAUUAAUCAAAAAUUUGCAACCAAAUUACAUAAUUGUUUUAUCAGCCACUCUCUGUUUCUUAUUUUCAUCUCAUGAAUUAAUGUUUGUUUCCAUCAUCACUUGACAGUGGAUGGUGGUCAUUGAUAUUGCAUUGUAUUUUCUCUGUUCUUGUAAUAAAUUUGAGGCUC